Messenger RNA from Pistacia vera, 843 nucleotides. RefSeq names its product 50S ribosomal protein 5, chloroplastic. The transcript is spliced from 2 exons. The record is from RefSeq and is a predicted model, not a curated record. The coding region runs from base 75 to 527 and encodes 150 amino acids. Lineage: Eukaryota; Viridiplantae; Streptophyta; Magnoliopsida; Sapindales; Anacardiaceae.
CGGGUGAAAGGAGAAACAAAUAUUAGUCUUAUCCAGAAACAAAAUGCAGUAAGAGACCUCCAGAGUUUUUGACAAUGGCUCUCCUUGUUUGCUUCAAUCCCCUCCCUUCUCUCUCUCCUUCUCCUUCUUCACAUUUUGUAUCAUCAACCCUUGCCAUCACUGCUUCCCCAGUUUCCAGGUUGCACUUCAAAGCCAUUGAUGUCAGCCCAAAGUCAUGCAAUAGAGUUCAAAACUUUUUGCCUCUCAUUGCUACCAAAAGAGGUGCUGUAAUUGUAAAAGCCUCUUCUGACAUUGAUGGAGCAGCUCCACCGGAAGGCGCUCAACCCUCCUCUAAUAGCAAUGAAGAGGUUGUAUCAGUUGACAAACUUCCAUUGGAAUCGAAGGAGAAGGAGAGGCUGGAGCAGAAAUUGAGAAUGAAAUUGGCAAAGAAGAUAAGGCUUAGAAGGAAGCGGCUCGUUCGAAAGCGCAGAAUGAGGAAGAAGGGCCGAUGGCCGCCUUCUAAGAUGAAGAAGUUAAAGAAUGUCUGAACUCUUCCUCUAGUUUGCUUGUAGGUUUGGUUCUGACCUUUUCCUGAUUCCUUAUGUCAUUUCAAUUAUUUGUUUUUGAAAGUGGAAAUCAUUUUGUUAAUUUCAAUGUAUCUUAAAGAUCUCCAUGGAUCUAUUGUUCUUCCAUUUAAUUCAGAAUUGAAUUAUAGAUGUUGCGGAAUUGCAUUUCUUUAUUCAACUUGGUAGAUGUAAUGUGUGCAAAUUUGUGAUUGAACUGUCGUUACAUCUUGAAAUAUGCCAGUUGUAAUUGAAUGUGAUCUUCAAUUCUGUUCUUAGUAAUGUAAUUAUUCUUGAAAUA